Molecule: messenger RNA, 2034 nt
Organism: Drosophila montana
Lineage: Eukaryota; Metazoa; Arthropoda; Insecta; Diptera; Drosophilidae
Gene: TyrRII
Product: Tyramine receptor II
Exons: 5
Coding region: 78-1460 (460 amino acids)
Biological process (GO): adenylate cyclase-activating adrenergic receptor signaling pathway; cell-cell signaling; phospholipase C-activating G protein-coupled receptor signaling pathway
Cellular component (GO): plasma membrane
Molecular function (GO): alpha1-adrenergic receptor activity
Source: RefSeq, a predicted model, not a curated record
AUACAACAUAAACAAAUUUUGAGAUAUUUGUAUCUAAAAUGUCUAUCAACUGAGUUUCUAAUGAUUUUUUAUAAAUAAUGAACUCAUCAUUGAAAAGUAUGGCCUGGCCAAAGUCUAUAGCUGUGGCUAUUUUCUUACUACUGAUAUUGGUGACUGUAAUUGGAAAUAUGCUUGUUAUAUUAGCUGUUUUAACCACCAGAAGACUGCGUACCGUUACAAACUGCUUUGUGAUGAGUUUGGCGGUUGCUGAUUUACUUGUGGGCAUUUUCGUUAUGCCACCGGCAGUAGCCUUGCACGUCAUUGGUUCAUGGAAACUUGGCUGGCUGCUCUGCGAGUUUUGGAUCUCCUUCGAUAUAUUGCUAUGCACGGCGUCUAUUCUUAGUUUAUGUGCCAUUAGCUUAGACAGGUAUCUCGCAGUGACACAACCGUUGACAUAUUCGAAAAAAUGGCGUUGCAAACGAUUGGCAUUCUUAAUGAUUCUUGGAGUUUGGUUACUGGCCUUUGUAAUCACUUGUCCCCCCAUGCUUGGCUGGUAUGAACCGGGUAGGAACCGUCAUCAAAAAGACUUUGUUGACUGUCGGUACAAUCAGAAUAAAGGAUAUGUCGUUUACUCAGCAAUGGGUUCGUUUUUUAUCCCCCUCACUGUCAUGUUGUACGUUUACGUUAGGAUUGGUUAUGUUCUGACAUCACGACGACAGCGGAUUGUACGCGAUGCAAAAUCGGAACGCACGGCUGAUCAUGAUUUAGACGGCGACAACUUUAUCCUGGAAUCUGAACAUUAUCGUUGUAACCCGCACAAAUGUUUACCAUGUUGUGAAGCUCGUUGCAGUGUAAUAAGUACCCAUGUAAAUCCCAUACUAAGCACCAACCACGUUAGAUGCGGUAAAUGCCAGGACACUAAAUUGGGCGAUAAAAGAAUGAAACUCAAACAUCAACCGACAUUCUAUGAACUUAUAGAAUUUUCACGAAUGUCGUCAAACAAUUGUAGAUAUCAUGCAAAAUGUGCGUCCGCUUUGUCUAUACCAGCACUGUAUUACAAAGAAAAUCAAUGUCUGGCUGGCACAUCUUUAGAAACGAUAAAUAAUAACGGGCCCAACAGGUCGUCAACAACAUUACAUCAGUUUCAAAGACAGUUAGCAAGUCAUCGCAUUCCAAUGCGAGUAUCAACAAAAAUCAAAAAUACCAAAACGACUAAAACCCUUACCAUUGUUAUGGGAGGUCUGAUUGCUUGCUGGACGCCAUUUUUUGCUUACUAUUUGUUGAUACCCUUUCUGCCGCAGUUAAAAAAACUCGAAAGUCUUAUGUCAUUUUUUACAUGGGUUGGCUGGCUAAACUGUGCCAUUAAUCCAUUUAUUUAUGCCUUUAAUCCUGAUUUUCGAGCUGCGUUUUGGCGUUUAACAUUUCGGCGAAUCUGCAAGCAGAAACUGGCUCGAAAUCGUAUGAACCUGUUUCGCACCUAAAGCAUUAAGUCCCACAAUAAAAUCAUACAUAUUUGCGUCUAUAUUAAUUGCUUACAAAGUCCAUCAUUUUUAUUUAAAUUAAAACAUAGGUAAGAGCACGUAUAAAAUAAAUAUAUUUAUUUAAAUGCUAAUUUAUUUACUUAUAUUUACUUAUUAACGUAGAUGCAUUUAAUUGAGAUGGAUUAUCCAUUUGAUAAUGAGCCCAGAGCUUGUACAUGCUCUACCCUCAGAUAAGACAGAUAUAGGGCUAAGUUACCAUUCGAAAAUUAAGUAUAUUCAAUUUUGUUAUUUGCUUCUGACUUCUUCAAAAUAGGAUAUCUCCGAAAGCAUACGACAUACAGAAAUUAAAUUACGCAAUUUGAUUAUUUUAUAGAAUACAAAAAAUAUAUCACUGUUCCCUUUAAAAUUAAGAGUGGGUUAUUCAAUGGUGCCCGGCUCCAAGAUUUUUCAUACCCAGAUUGGAGAACAUAUAAGUUUAAUUAUUCAAAUAGGCUAACGGAAGCAUUUCUGGCCCUUAAAAAAAAAUAUGUACAUUUUUGGUUAAAAAGUUGAUCUAUUACUCAAGACUUGUAAA